Molecule: messenger RNA, 493 nt
Organism: Saccostrea cuccullata (small rock oyster)
Lineage: Eukaryota; Metazoa; Mollusca; Bivalvia; Ostreida; Ostreidae
Product: Kv channel-interacting protein 2-like
Exons: 6
Coding region: 1-450 (149 amino acids)
Molecular function (GO): calcium ion binding
Source: RefSeq, a predicted model, not a curated record
AUGUUGGUCCGGAUUGCCGCUGUCUGUGUCUUAUUGAUUGUCCAGGAAGUUCUGGGGGCUGGUAUGACACUGGAACAAAUGUCAGCACAGGUAGUUCAUAGAGUGAAUCCCAAGGGUUCCCACGUGACCUAUGACGAACUACGUCACUUCCUCGAUGUCAACUAUGACAGGAAUCAUGACGGAUGCGUAUCUUAUAGCGAGUUUACAGCGGUGUGGACGGUAAUCUAUCACGACUCCAUAGAAACAUCGACCCAAUUCGUCAAAAACAUGGAUAUGGAUCAUGACGGGUGUUUGGAUGAUAUCGAGGUUCUAGUGAACGGGGCCAGAACUAAUCACCAUGCUAAAAUAGGUUAUCCUAUGGGAUCCCAUGACCUUGCUCAUGUAUUGGAAGUUUACCAUCCCACAGUGAGCGCAACAGGAAGUACACCCGACCCAGGAGUUGUCGGUUAACUUCCUCAGGACAAGCGGAUGAAUACAACAGCCAGUGAAAAAG